Molecule: messenger RNA, 11230 nt
Organism: Myiozetetes cayanensis
Lineage: Eukaryota; Metazoa; Chordata; Aves; Passeriformes; Tyrannidae
Gene: MAST2
Product: microtubule associated serine/threonine kinase 2
Exons: 28
Coding region: 1581-7214 (1877 amino acids)
Biological process (GO): intracellular signal transduction; peptidyl-serine phosphorylation
Cellular component (GO): microtubule cytoskeleton
Molecular function (GO): protein serine/threonine kinase activity; microtubule binding; ATP binding
Source: RefSeq, a predicted model, not a curated record
AACACUCCAUCGAGCUGUGGUAGGCAGCCCGCGGGCUGGGCUCUCGUUGUUGUUGCAUUUGCACACUUGAGGAUGUCUGGCUGAAAUCCCCUCAUAAACACAGCUCUCGAUGGAGUUUGAUUUUCUUUUAUAUAUACGUCUCAUGAGAUUCGUCAGAGCCUUGAGUUAGGUUCUUUUUAAAUACAGUGUUUAUAUGCAGAAGUUAUAAAUAGACUCAUCCUAGGAUUUUUAUCAGGAGAUGAAAUCUGUUGCUUUAGAUUUCUGCUAAAGAAUUUGAAGGUUGUUGCAGCAGUAGGUUGUUCAUUAUAUUUGCAAUAUUUUCUUUUUUCCUUUCUAAUAUAGAAAGGGCGUAUGUAGGACAAAGGCUUCUUGACAUGCUCAGUAAUUUAAAUAAUACUGGGAUGAACAUACCUAGACCUUUAUUGAAACGGUGUUUGGUAUAGCUAAAAGCUUUAUUGUUGUUUUAUUUUUCAACACAUGCUAUAUGCUCGUGCUUUAAAAUGGGAUUGGCAUAAUGUACCUAAAGGGGCAAAGCCUUUUUUGACCUUGCUGGAGUUGUCUGUCUGCAGGUAGCUGGCAAACAGAAACUGCAGGACAGACUGAAAAAGCCUCAGCUGAACUGUGGGGUUUUUUCCUUUUUUUUUUUUUUCCUUUUUUUUUUCCCCUUUUUGCCAUGGAUGACGAUGAGGGAAGGGCUUCUUCAGACAGCUCUGUCAGUGACGAAUAGAUGAAUGAAUUCUUAAACGUUCAGAACUUGCAACAUGUGUUCCAGACCCUUCAGCACAUGAGAGUCGCAAGAUCUCAGCAAUGAGCUGGAGAAUGUGCCGUGUCUGCUGCAGAUGGAGGAGCCCAGCAUACCUCAGAGAUAGCAGAAACAAAAGAAUGUGUGACAGGAUCUGAAGAACCUGACAGUCGCUUUGUCUUGCAAAGGACUAAAGGAAUUUUUUCAAAAUUUGGAAAAAUAAAAUUUCUUUUUUUUUUUUUCUUUCACAGUGAGAUUUUUUUUUCCUGUGUUUUAGAUAGCAGUGUGUCCUGUGUGCCCACAGCAUUGCUUUUUUAGUUAGCGUGACUGUGUAUUUUUUAAAGGAAAUGUGACCUGGAUUUUGUGAGCUUAUUAUACACAGUAAAUGAAGGCAGCUGUUUUAGUUUACUGAUCCCUUAUAACAGCUCAAGUAAAUUGAAAUAAAGCAAAAAUAUGUGCGCCUGGGAUCUGAAUUAAAUUCCACUCUUUGGCCUUACACGGAGCCGUGGAUUAUUAUAUAUUUGUAGACAGUUGUGUGUAUGAGGGGAACGAGACAUCCAACCUUGAAAAGAUUUAGGAAAGUCGAGCAGCUUUUUCCCAAUGUGACCUGCUAAAUCUGCCACAAAGAGGCAGGCAAAAUUACCUCCAGAUAGUCAGAGACCGUGGCUGCAGCUCUUCAUGACAGGCAAGUGCAAGACCAGGCCCUAUUUUUAGCAAGUGGUCAGAGGGGGAGUUAAGGAGGAGGGGGAAGAAAACUUUGAAAAUAAUGGACUUCUUUAACAGUUAGAGAGCAAAGCCAGCCAGAAGCAAGUGAGCUUUAGUGCUCAGCAGUUGAAAUAUGGAUGACUCGAGUAUUCUUCGAAGAAGAGGGCUGCAGAAAGAGCUCAGUCUCCCCAGAAGAGGAAGCUUCUGUCGGACAAGCAACAGGAAGAGUUUGAUUGUGACAUCCAGCACGUCUCCAACUCUCCCACGACCGCAUUCCCCUCUUCAUGGACACGCAGGUAGCAGCCCUUUGGACAGUCCCAGGAACUUCUCUCCAAAUGCACCUGCUCAUUUUUCCUUUGUUCCUGCCCGAAGCCACGGACACAGAGCAGACAGGACGGAUGGACGCCGCUGGUCCUUGGCCUCCCUUCCUUCAUCCGGCUAUGGAACAAACACUCCCAGUUCAACAGUUUCAUCAUCAUGCUCAUCUCAGGAGAAGCUGCACCAGCUGCCCUUUCAGCCCACGGCAGAUGAACUUCAUUUCCUGACAAAGCAUUUCAGUACUGAGAGCAUCACUGAUGAGGAAGGGCGCCAUUCUCCAGCCUUGAGGCCUCGAUCUCGCAGUCUCAGCCCGGGUCGCUCUCCAGUCUCCUUUGACAGUGAAAUAAUAAUGAUGAACCAUGUGUACAAAGAAAGGUUUCCAAAGGCCACGGCACAGAUGGAAGAACGGCUGGCUGAGUUUAUUGCCUCGAAUGCUCCGGAGAACGUGCUGCAAUUAGCGGAUGGGGUCCUGAGUUUCAUUCAUCAUCAAGUUAUUGAGCUGGCCAGAGAUUGCCUGGAUAAAUCACGGGAAGGUCUUAUUACUUCUCGGUACUUUUAUGAGCUGCAGGAAAACUUGGAGAAACUUCUCCAGGAUGCCCACGAGCGAUCCGAGAGCUCCGAGGUCGCCUUCGUUACCCAGCUGGUGAAGAAGCUGAUGAUCAUCAUCGCGCGGCCAGCUCGGCUGCUCGAGUGCCUGGAGUUUGAUCCUGAAGAGUUCUACCAUUUGUUAGAAGCUGCAGAAGGCCAUGCCAAGGAAGGGCAAGGAAUUAAAUGCGACAUUCCUCGUUAUAUUAUCAGCCAGCUGGGACUCACCAGGGAUCCCCUGGAGGAAAUGGCCCAGCUGAAUAGCUAUGACAGCCCAGACACUCCUGAGACAGAUGAUUCAGUCGAGAGCCGUGGGGCUUCUGUCCAGUCAAAGAAAACUCCAUCUGAAGAAGAGUUUGAAACGAUUAAACUGAUCAGUAAUGGUGCUUAUGGGGCGGUGUAUCUGGUGCGGCACAAGACCACCCGCCAGCGUUUCGCCAUGAAGAAGAUCAACAAGCAGAACCUCAUCCUGAGAAACCAGAUCCAGCAGGCCUUUGUGGAGAGGGAUAUCCUGACGUUUGCCGAGAACCCCUUCGUGGUCAGCAUGUUCUGCUCCUUCGAGACCAAGCGGCACCUGUGCAUGGUUAUGGAGUACGUGGAAGGAGGUGACUGUGCUACGCUUCUCAAGAACAUUGGUGCCCUACCUGUUGAUAUGGCAAGGAUGUAUUUUGCUGAGACUGUUCUGGCAUUGGAGUACCUACACAAUUAUGGGAUUGUUCACCGUGACCUAAAACCUGAUAAUCUCCUGAUAACUUCCAUGGGUCACAUUAAACUAACAGACUUUGGACUGUCCAAAAUCGGGUUAAUGAGUCUUACAACCAAUCUUUAUGAGGGACACAUUGAGAAGGAUACCAGGGAAUUCCUGGACAAGCAGGUCUGUGGGACUCCGGAAUACAUUGCACCAGAAGUGAUCCUGCGCCAGGGCUACGGGAAGCCCGUGGACUGGUGGGCCAUGGGAAUUAUCCUGUAUGAGUUCCUGGUUGGCUGCGUUCCUUUCUUUGGGGACACCCCUGAAGAGCUGUUUGGACAAGUGAUCAGUGAUGAAAUUGCCUGGCCAGAAGGUGAUGAUGCACUGCCACCAGAUGCCCAGGACCUCAUUUCUAAGCUUCUCCGCCAAAAUCCUCUGGAAAGAAUGGGAACAGGUAGUGCCUUUGAAGUGAAACAGCAUCGGUUCUUUAAAGAUUUGGACUGGAAUGGAUUACUUCGGCAGAAAGCUGAAUUCAUCCCACAGUUGGAAUCUGAGGAUGACACAAGCUAUUUUGACACCCGUUCAGAACGGUACCAACACCUGGAUUCGGAGGAAGAGGAGGACACUAAUGAUGACGAUCACGUGGAAAUUCGGCAGUUCUCCUCAUGCUCACCGAGGUUCAGCAAGGUUUACAGCAGCAUGGAACGUCUCUCCAUCCACGAAGAGAGGAAGACUCCACCACCAACUAAGCGGAGCCUGAGCGAAGAGAAGGACGACAGGCUGGACAGCCUUGGUGGCCUGAAGAGCCGAGACCGCAGCUGGGUGAUUGGGUCUCCUGAAAUCCUGCGCAAGCGCUUGUCCAUGUCUGAAUCCUCGCACACGGAGAGCGACUCCAGCCCACCCCUGACGGUCCGGCGGCGCUGCUCGGGGCUCCUCGACAUGCCCCGCUUCGCCAUCUCCGCGGAGGACGAGGGGACUGCCCUCAAGAGGCCACAGUCCGAGGGGAUGCUCCUGUCCACGGUGCAGUCGCGGGAGGGGCUGCCGGUGCCCAUUCCGGAGCAGCCUGUGGAGCACGAGCUGCAGCUGGAGGGUGAGGCCGGACCCACCACGCCCUCCACGGCCGUCAGCAGCGCCUCAACGCUGACAGCUGGGAGCACUGCAGAUUUCUCUGAUCCACGAGCUCGCAGUAAUAGCAAUGAAGGCCCAGACUUUACCACUCCAAAAGCCAUCAGCGAUUUGGCAGUGCGGCGGGCACGACACAGGUUGCUCUCUGGGGAAUCAGGGGAGAAACGUACCUCGAGACCUGUCAAUAAAGUGAUUAAAUCAGCAUCCGCUACUGCCUUGUCUCUCCUGAUUCCCUCAGAUCACCACACGUGUUCUCCAUUGGCCAGUCCAAUGUCACCUCAUUCUCUAUCCUCCAACCCAUCUUCGAGGGACUCCUCACCCAGCCGCGACUUUUCUCCUGCUAUCGCAAACCUGAAACCACCAAUCAUCAUCCAUCGGGCUGGAAAGAAAUACGGUUUCACUCUCCGUGCCAUUCGCGUCUAUAUGGGUGACAGUGAUAUCUACACUGUGCAUCACAUGGUCUGGCACGUGGAGGAAGGCGGCCCGGCGAACGAAGCGGGACUGCGGGAAGGGGAUCUGAUAACCCACGUCAACGGGGAGCCGGUCCAUGGGCUGGUGCACACGGAGGUGGUGGAGCUGAUUCUGAAGAGUGGAAAUAAAGUGUCCAUCUCCACCACACCAUUUGAGAACACGUCCAUCAAAGUUGGUCCAGCUCGAAAAGCCAGCUACAAAUCCAAGAUGGCUCGUAGGAACAAGAAGAGCAAAACAAAGGAUGGUCAGGAAAGUAAGAAGAAGAGUUCUCUGUUGAGGAAGAUCACUAAACAAGCAUCGUUACUUCACACCAGCCGGAGUUUAUCGUCACUGAACCGGUCUCUGUCCUCUGGAGAAAGUGUGCCUGGCUCUCCAACUCACAACCUGUCUCCUCGGUCACCAACCCAGAGCUACAGAUCCACUCCUGAGUCUGUACACUCAGUUGGUGGCAAUUCUUCCCAGAGCAGCUCUCCCAGUUCCAGUGUUCCCAAUUCUCCAGCCAGCUCUGGACACAUCCGCCCCAGCUCUCUGCAUGGACUGGCACCAAAGCUCCAAAGGCAGUACAGGUCUCCAAGGCGUAAAUCUGCAGGAAACAUCCCUCUGUCACCACUGGCUCACACUCCGUCACCAACCCCGCAGUCCACAUCACCGCAGCGCUCCCCAUCCCCUCUACCAGGACACUCAGUUGGCAGCUCCAGUAUUAUCCAGUCUUUCCCAGUAAAGCUACACUCCUCUCCACCGCUGGUGAGACAGAUUUCUCGCCCCAAGAGUGCCGAGCCCCCUCGGUCUCCUUUGCUCAAGAGGGUGCAGUCGGCUGAGAAGCUGGCUGCCUCGCUGUCCUCCUCGGAGAAGAAGCUGGGCUCCUCACGGAAGCACAGCUUGGAUAUCUCUCACUCUGAAUUCAAGAAGGAGAUGUUGCAGCGGGAUCCCAGUCUCCAGAGCUUACAGGAAUCUGCCAAUGAAACGACAGGCGGCAAACUCGGGCUGGCAGAAAAGGGGAUGCUGCAGAAGCCGGGCUCACGGAAGUUGGGCGCCAUCCGACAGGACAGGGUGGAGAGGAGGGAGUCUCUGCAAAAGCAAGAGGCCAUCAGGGAAGUAGAUUCUUCUGAAGAUGAAACGGAUGAUGGUUCAGAAGAUAGUCAGGAUGGGAGAAGGCUGGACAAGCCCCAUGGCAGUGGAGACCAAGGCUCAGAUUCUUUUAAUGAGGAUAAUAAGUUCUCGUCUAAAUUGGAAAGCAAGGAUAGUAUUGAAGAUGAUGCUUUUCUACCUGAAGAUCCAAAAGGUACAGAAGACUUGCAGAAGGGAAAUACUCAACAGGCCAAGCCUGUUCCAGAGCCUCUGCAAGCCAGUGUCCACCCUUCCCCAUCAGAGCUCCUGUCAAGAACUUCUCCAGAAAACUUAGCUAAUUCAGAAAAGCCAUUCCUAAAAUCAGAAACACCUGCAAAGGAACAUAAAUUGCCAGAAAACAAAACUUUUGACUGUUUUGGUCCAAAAGACAGGUCUUCUGAAGCAAUCAAAGACCUAGGGAGAACUACAGGUACAGGUACUCCAAAAACAGUAGAUCGCACAGAACAUGUACAGUGCCCGUCUAUCAAACUCCUGGAACUUGAAGAAAGCGAUUCUUCUGGGGCCUCCUGUGGUAAACUUGACCUGAAAGAACCUGUGCUAGCAGAGAGCAGUCAGAAAAAACAGGAUUCCAAACCUCUGCUGGCACUUCCCUCGUGGUGCACAGCAAACACGAGCACUCCUGUCUCGGUGAGUCCCCCAGACCGCGGCGAGAAGGGUCACAAGGAGACGCUUCAGCCUGCAGAGCAGCACAGCACCUCAUUCCUGUCUCCUGGAAGCGCCAGUGAAACGUCCCAAAGAAGUCCCAGUAGUGAAAAGCAGCAGCCCAGCUCAUCCCAGGCAGAGAGUGCUUUGAGCUCCAGCAAAACGAGCCCAGCGGGACCUGCGUCCUCCACACUCCUCAUCCCCGGUGCCAUCGAACGCGCACUCUCCGUGUCUCAGUUGGUGCCCCUGGCUCAGAGCGUGUUGGGCCCUCUGAAACUCAGUAUGGCUGGUUCUGGAGAGGUGGAGAAGAGAAAGGAUUUGGGUGCUUCCUGUAAAGAAGAGAGAGAUUUGAAACAAAAGAGGCAGGAGAUUUCACAAGUAGGAGAAUGCCAAGAGAAAGCCGAACUAUCUAGCACAGACGGUCUGAGCACGAGGAGCGGGUCCUGCUCAGAGUCCUUACACUCAGCAAAGCCCUGGGAGGCAGCGUGUCCUGUGGUGGCCAAAAAGGAGGCAACGUGCCCCGUGGUGGCCAAAAAGGAGGCAGCGUGUCCUGUGGUGGUCAAAAAGGAGGCGACUUUUUGCGGUGCUAAAGCAUCUGAAGCGUUGGCAGGUAGCUGCAAAAUCACUCCAUCGAAAGAGCUGUCUCAUGCUCUUGGACAAGCAGCUCUGAAAGCCUCUCCUCUGCCAGAUGGCAGCACGAGGCCCUGUAAAGAAGGGACUCUGGCACAGGCAAAAAGCAAAGAGGUUGGAAAUCAGUUAAAAAUACAAGACUUUCCCCUGUCACAUGACGAUGCUGUGAAGAAAACAUAGCAGCAUCGCUGGUACUCAUGGACUGGAGCAUUCUGCAUUCAAAAUAGAGACUGCAUGUUUGAAUUUUGUAAUAUACACUAAUAUAAAAUAGAACUUGUGUACAUCUAUUUUUGGGAGGGUUUUUUUCAUACUGUUUUUUGUGUUUUUUCAUCCUUGCUAUUCUAUUUUUGUACACAGUAAUGCUUGCUGUUUGAGGUCUCUUUAGAACAGGGUAUCUUUAAAGCAGGGCUUAAGAAACUGUUUGUUUAUUUUUAUUUUUUUCCCCCUUCCAGACCUUUUGUUUUGCCUGAUUUUAGGGCCUGGUGUGCUCUUCCCUCUAAUCCUGCAUUUAUUUGAGACCCCCAAAAUUGUGAGUACAAAAAAAGGCAGCUUGUUUUUAAAUUUCAGCUUUUCAGCAUUCUCUUUGAAAUUCCAUUGAAAUUCAAAAAUAUCAAGUUUUUGCUCCAAUUUUACAAUCUGAUAUCCUUUGGCAAGAAUAAGAAACUGCUCUCUUGUCUACAAGUUCACUCUGGAACUACGGACCCUCCGUGGUGCAAGUAUGACCUCUUUGUGUGAGGACACAGUCCUGUGUCCUUAGAGGAUAUGGAGACAAGGGACUUGGCUGGAGAGGCUGGACAAGAGGGGACAGUUACCUGUCUUCUCUUUAAAACAAGUAAGAGUAUUUUUCAAUGGAAUUAUCAGAAAGAGAAAUCUCCAAUCCGUAAGCUGGCUUGUUGGGGGAUUGUUUUUACUUAUCCUUUGUAGGACACACGGCAACUUUUCCCUCUGUUUUUAAAAUUUUAGUGAUGUUUUAUCUUCCUUUCUCUGGCUUCAAUUCAUAACUUGCCCUGCCUUGGAGUAAGUGACCCCCAGGAAAGGGGUACCUGUAGGUUGGUUUUAAAGUAGAGAGAUUUGUAGUCGCGUGUUCUCCAGUACGUCUCGGGGAAAGUUGUCUCGAUGAUGAACGACCCUUGGAGACUUUUCCUUCUCUUGGUGAGUCUAAGUAGGUAGGGGUUUUAAGGUGUUCCUUAACAUUUCUGAAUUGGGGCUUGGGAAACUUGCUGGGUUUUCUGAAUCUGCCCGUUUUAAAAACAAACAAACUCGUGAAGAGUUUGGACUCCUCAAGUUCUGUGGACAAGCUGCAAGCAGACUUCAAACCACGUGUGAUAUUUUCAGAUUUCAGCUUUGAUAGCUAGAUCAUUGCCACUGCUGAGGUCACUUUCCAUGACAAAGUUACUCUUUGCUCUUAGGUUUAGACAUGGCUUUGCUUUAAGUGUGACCAACUCUGGGUAACAGUGCUCCUUGCUGAGGAUUAGGUCAAUAAUAAUGCACCAAUAAAUGUGUUGAGUGGUGAUCCCUAUAGCACUGUAAGCCAUUUCUUCAUCCAGUUAAAAGUUCCUCUCAAUGAACACUCCCAUCAUUUGUCCCAGAUUGUGCUCAGCUUGUAUUCUAGUCUUGUCUGAGUGUAUCUCCCUGUGGAUCACCCGUGAGGGAUAGUAUCCUGCUCACUGGCUUACUCUGUUAGAAGCAGAAUGACUGUGCAACAGUAUUCCAAGCUAAAACCCACUCUGUUGGUCUGAUUUCCUUACAUUGCUGCUUCCUUCGCUGUCUUGGCUUUUCCUGAACUUGAAGUUUUGAUUUGUUUCCCCUAAAUGCAGAUCUGUUUUUAUAUAGGAAUAUAUUUUCUCCAUAUCUUUCAAUUUGAUUUCAGUUCAAUCCGCAGCUCACAAAAAAAAAAAAAUCUCUGAAAUCUCACCCUGCUUCUUUCUGUGUUCCCCCCAUUAUAUAUUUGAUUUUGGCUGCUUGAAUUUCAUUUCUGGACCAAGGUUUGGUUUGGUUUGGUUUUUUUUUUUUUUUUUUUUGUAACCUGUUUAAAUGAGUGUUUACUCCAUGAGUCUAUGUGAACAUGUAUGAUGUUGCUACUACACUAACCAAAGCCUCAGUGCUCCCGGGUAACACAUUAAUAAACCUUGCUGUGAUGGUGUCGAGAGCAGAGCCUGCUGUGCUGUCUGUCCGCUCUUUUUCCUUGGAAUUCAUAGGCUGCUCGUAUACACUUGGUUUGCAGUUACAAACCACAGUAUUUCCACUGCCUUGUCAGGGUCCUGGGUGUCUGCAUCCUCUCAAAGCGCUCUUGGUGGUGAGCAUCAUUCAGUGCUGAUUUGGAGCAAUAGCAAGUUAGGAACAGGCUUGGCAGGAUCUGGUACUUACCUGGCUGGUUUUCUCCCUGAUGGGUUGAUCUACUAAAAAAUCGCUGAGAAACAGUGCAGGAUGUUAUGGCACGGACAGGAGUAGUGAAAAAUGGAUUUGGCAUCCUGGUUCUGUGGUAAUUAUAAAGACAAGCCUCAGGCUGAUCUCCUGAGAGCACCUGACCUUGGUGAGAUGGAAGUGUCUGUGUAAAUUAAGGAGUGAGCCCAGAGUUGUGUGAGGACAUGGUCCAACCUGGCUGUUCCCUGGGUAGCAGGUCCCCUGUUCCCUUCUGUGUUUAGAAAACUCAAGGGGAAACCCAACCACUGCCCCUAGGAGGUUAGCAGAGGAUGAGCCAGGCUGGGUAACCUGGCUCAUCCCACAGUGGAAGGGAUGGGACGGUACCAGCCCUAAGCUGCUGACUCCCUGCCUUUGCAGCCAGUGCUUCCCGCGCUGAAUUGCAGAGUUAUCCUUUCUUAGGCAUAAAAAGAGGAGUGAAACCCCUUGCUAUGUCACAGCUCUUGCUGCUUGUGCCUACGUUGGGCAAAGAAGAGGUGAGGUGUGUGUUUUCUUGCCUCUUUUGUAGCUACGGUACAGAAAGUGAACAGUGCAAUUAAAAAUCCCUGUUCUUUUGGAAGCUAAAGCCAAACAGCGUUUCCAGGAAGGCAUCCUAGUGAAGCCCCCUGUCCCCUACUCCUGGUCAGUCUUGUAGUUUCCCUCCAUGUGCCAGGUGCCCCAUCGUCCCCGUUCCACCUUCUGUCAAAGUUUGAUGGCGCGCCUUAGCAGAAAGCCUGGGGGAAAAGCCUUUUGCUUUUAAAUCUUGAUGAUAAGCCAGAUAGAUACACCAAGACUUCUUCCUUGCUCUGCUACAAGUUCCUUCAAUGCCUUCUCAAAUAAACUUGCAAAAUGCUUUGGGGAAGAACGAGAUGUUGGAAGAGCUGUGUCUGAGGAGCCAGAGCGCGUUCCCAGCGCCGGCUCGGACCCGCAGUGCCCGAGGGAAGCCCUUGGCAAGCCCAGACCUCGGGCUCCGUAGGGAACCCUGAGUCAGGCAGGUGUGUGUUUGGUGAAUGAGCCGUGCAUGUCACCAUCCAAAUAUGCUGCUUUCCCCGCUUUGUUUCCCUCUUCUGUCAGCUUGGAUGUGUCUCCUGCUCCUCAUCCGUGUAGGGAUGGCGGCAUCUAAGCUGGUUCAUCCUCUGCAGCUCCUCUCUGCUCCUGCAUCCAGCUGGCCCAUCCCUGCCCCGCGCCUCAUUUCAGUGUUAAUUUUCCCUUUGUCUCUUACUGUUGCAAACUAAGAGAAAUGGAUGAUAUUUAUUGUAAAUAUUAGAUUUUAGCAUUGUACCGGCCACUCCUGGUCCGAGUGUCAGAGGCCUUUGGCUGCUGCUGUACUAAAGAGCGCUUGUGGGGAAGGGGUAGGAGUGACCAGUGGGUUUGUUUGCCACACUUGCAUUAAGGUGUGAUUUGGAGUAUAUUUUUUUUUUAAGUUUUUUUUUUUUUUUUCUUCUGAAGAGGGGAGGAUAAAGUCUUUCUCUGGUUUUCUCUUACUGGAUGUGAAGGAUAAUUCUGUACUUCUAGUAGAAGAUUUGACAGAAGUGUGUGUUUACGUUGUGUUCGAUUACCAUAUCCAGGUGGCUGUGAGAGCACCUCCUGCGCUGGGCUCUGCCAAGCCGUGUCACUCAGCACUUAGCUAGAUAAGAGAAAGUGUGGAAUUUCUGUGUUUUUAGAAACUUGAACAAUUGCCACAUAAUAGCGGUGCAAUAAUUUUUAUUCAUGUUGUACCUGCAUGUCGAUGUUCAAAUCCUCCUCCAAAAUAAAUAAUUCUUUUUUUUUUUUUUUUUUUUUUACAUAAAUCCAAA